GUUUGUUAGGACAGAUGCUUAUGUGCGAGCCAUGACAGAGAAGAGGAUCGUGAUAACUGAAUUUGGUACCUACGCCUACCCAGACCCAUGCAAGAACAUUUUCUCCAGGUUUUUCUCCUACUUUAAAGGGGUGGAGGUCACAGAUAAUGCCCUCGUUAAUGUCUACCCCGUUGGCGAGGACUACUACGCCUGUACAGAGACCAACUUUAUCACCAAAAUUAACCCAGACACUCUAGAGACAAUUAAGCAGGUGGAUCUCUGCAAAUAUGUCUCUGUCAAUGGGGCCACAGCUCACCCCCACGUGGAGAACGAUGGCACCGUCUACAACAUUGGCAAUUGCUUUGGGAAAAAUUUCUCACUGGCCUACAACAUCAUACGGAUUCCUCCACUCCAAGCAGACAAGGAGGACCCAAUGAACAAGUCAGAGGUGGUGGUGCAGUUCCCUUGCAGUGACAGAUUUAAGCCCUCCUACGUGCACAGCUUUGGCCUGACCCCAAAUUACAUCGUAUUUGUUGAAACCCCGGUGAAGAUCAACCUCCUCAAGUUCCUCUCCUCCUGGAGCCUCUGGGGAGCCAACUACAUGGACUGCUUUGAGUCCAACGAGACCAUGGGGGUCUGGCUUCACGUGGCAGAGAAAAAGAAAGGACGGCUCCUCAACAUCAAGUACCGGACCUCAGCCUUCAACCUCUUCCAUCACAUCAACACCUUCGAGGAUAACGGGUUCCUCAUUGUCGACCUCUGCACGUGGAAGGGAUUUGAGUUUGUUUACAAUUACCUCUACUUAGCCAACCUCCGAGCAAACUGGGAUGAGGUAAAGAAGCAGGCAGAGAAAGCCCCCCAGCCCGAAGCCCGCAGAUACGUGCUGCCCCUCCGCAUCGACAAGGCCGACACAGGCAAGAACCUGGUCACCCUGCCCUACACGACAGCCACGGCGACGCUGCGCAGCGAUGAGACCAUCUGGCUGGAGCCAGAAGUUAUUUUCUCAGGGCCACGCCAUGCCUUUGAAUUUCCACAGAUCAAUUACAAGAAAUAUGGUGGGAAACCAUAUACAUACACAUAUGGGCUUGGACUGAAUCACUUUGUUCCAGACAGGCUUUGCAAGCUGAAUGUUAAAACAAAGGAGACCUGGGUGUGGCAGGAGCCAGAUUCGUACCCAUCAGAGCCAAUCUUCGUUUCCCAUCCAGAUGCUCUGGAGGAGGAUGAUGGGGUGGUGCUGAGCAUUGUGAUCAGCCCCGGCUCAGGGCCAAAGCCUGCCUACCUCCUGAUCCUGAAUGCCAAGGACAUGAGUGAAGUGGCCAGGGCUGAAGUGGAGGUGAACAUCCCUGUGACCUUCCAUGGACUCUUCAAAAGAGCGUGA
This is a messenger RNA of Lagopus muta (rock ptarmigan), 1357 nucleotides long. It is a transcript of the gene RPE65, whose product is annotated as retinoid isomerohydrolase RPE65. Bases 32 to 1357 code for a protein of 441 amino acids. The transcript is spliced from 11 exons. Gene Ontology annotation, biological process: zeaxanthin biosynthetic process; retinal metabolic process. The record is from RefSeq and is a predicted model, not a curated record. Lineage: Eukaryota; Metazoa; Chordata; Aves; Galliformes; Phasianidae. Gene Ontology annotation, molecular function: all-trans-retinyl-ester hydrolase, 11-cis retinol forming activity; beta-carotene 15,15'-dioxygenase activity; retinol isomerase activity.